AUGUUUCCAUCACUAAUUGAAGCUUUCUUGGCCGGAGUAAUAACACUUUGCCUAUGUUUCUACUCUAUAGCAAAAAUUAGAACCAGUAGCAACCGAAUAAAUCAGAGAAAGUUACCCCCUGAAGCUGCUGGUGGUUGGCCCAUAAUAGGCCACUUCCAUCUAUUAAGAGGUCCCCAACUAUUACACAUAACCCUGGGAAAACUAGCAGAUAAAUAUGGUCCUAUUUUCACUCUUCGGCUAGGCCAGCACAGACUCGUAAUUGUGAGCACUAUGGAACUAGCAAAAGAAUGCUUUACUACAAAUGAUGUUACCUUCUCUAACCGGCCGAACACUGUAGCAUUUCAUCACAUGAGCUACAAUUUAGCCAUGUUUCCCUUCAACAAGUAUGGUCCAUACUGGCGCGAUUUGCGUAAGAUUUCUACGCUGAAGCUGCUGUCCAGCCAAAGGAUUGCGAAACUUAGAGAUGUGUAUGAGUCUGAGGUGAGGGCAAUGAUAAAAUCAGUCUAUGAUUCAAAUGGGAUGCCUAUAGAUAUGAAGAGCUAUUUUGGGGAGCUGACUCUGAACUUGAUGGUUAGAAUAAUAGCAGGGAAUAUAGAAAAGAAAAUUGAUUUGUUUGAAAGGGAUAAGUGGCGAAAGGCAAUGAGGGAGUUCUUCGAGAAGAUAGGAUUGUUUACUUUAUCUGAUGUGCGUCCGUUUUUGAAGUGGUUGGACUUUGUGGGAAUAGAAAAUGAUAUGAAGAAGACAGCUAAAGCCAUGGACAGUUUGGUGCAAACAUGGCUAGAGGAUCAUAAAAGGAAAAAGAAUUCAGAUAUUAAUGGUGCCAACGAUGAACAAAUGGACUUCAUGGACGAGAUGCUUCGUGUUAUCGAUUCUGUUGCUGCCCAGUUCCCUGAGUUUGAUGCUGAUACAAUCAUCAAAGCAACAUGUCAGGCAAUGAUGCUAGCAGGAACUGAUACAACGGCAGUCACUCUUACAUGGACUCUAUCCUUACUACUCAACAAUCGCCACACUCUUAGAAAGGCCCAAGAAGAAUUAGACCUUCAUGUUGGUAGAGAAAGGCAAGUGCAAGAAUCAGACAUUGACAACUUAAUAUACAUUCAAGCCAUAAUCAAGGAAACAUUACGUCUAUACCCUCCUGCACAGACACCUCCACCGCGACAGUCUCUAAAAGACUGCAUAGUUGGUGGAUACCACAUCCCGAAAUACACACACCUUUAUGUAAACCUGUGGAAAAUUCAUCGCGACCCCAGUGUGUGGCCUAACCCUUUGGAGUUUCGACCGGAAAGAUUCAUUACUACUCACAAGGAGUUGGAUGUUAGAGGACAACAUUUUGAGUUUCUUCCAUUUGGUAGUGGCAGAAGAGUGUGUCCCGGAAUUGGCUUUGCCCUUCAAAUUGUUACUUUCACACUGGCUUGUCUUUUGCAUGGUUUUGAUAUUAAUACUCCAUCAGAUGAAGCAGUUGAUAUGACUGGGACCUUUGGUCUUACCAACCAUAAAGCCACUCCACUUGAAGUUGUCUCCACUCCAAGAUUAUCUCCUCUUAUGGAUGAGGAUCCUAUAUAG
Messenger RNA from Fraxinus pennsylvanica, 1563 nucleotides. Lineage: Eukaryota; Viridiplantae; Streptophyta; Magnoliopsida; Lamiales; Oleaceae. The record is from the annotation of a GenBank genome assembly.